Acipenser ruthenus (sterlet) is the source of this 3563-nucleotide messenger RNA. Its product is annotated as GPALPP motifs-containing protein 1-like. NCBI's taxonomy places the organism in Eukaryota, Metazoa, Chordata, Actinopteri, Acipenseriformes, Acipenseridae. The record is from RefSeq and is a predicted model, not a curated record. The coding region runs from base 266 to 1339 and encodes 357 amino acids. The transcript is spliced from 8 exons.
AUUUAUUUUUAAUACAGCACACCAGUGUGUUAUCAAGUCAUGCCCCCCACAUCGUUUGACACAUAUAGUAAUAUGUUGUUGUAAUACCGGCAUAUCAUUCUGGUACAUGCUGGUAAUUUGCCCUAAUCUGGGACUAGCUUCGUCAUCAGUCUGUUCUUGAGACGGUGCGAGUGAAAGGACCCCUUUACGAUUGGUGAAAGUAGAAAUAUUACACUGCUAGUAUUUUUUUGUAUUUAUAUAUGAUUACACUGUAUUGACCACUGUUAUGUCUGAGGAAAUAAUUGGACCGGCCCUUCCACCGGGGUUCAGAGAAGAGAGAAGUGAGGAUUCAGACGGGGAGUCAGACGAAGCUGCAGGACCAGCUUUGCCUCCGGGCUACAGAGCGAGGAGCAGCUCGGGGUCUUCUGAAGACAGCGAGGAGGAUGAGAGGCACUUUAAGAGUGGGAAACAGAGGGAAGCUUUACCCCAAGGCUAUCCCAUCAAGUCAGACUCUGAGGAGGACACAGAUCGUCCAAAACCCAGCAAGCAGCGGCGGAUACAGAGCACAGAGCAGGAGGAUGACGGCUUCUUUGGACCUGCACUCCCGCCUGGAUAUCAAAAACGGCAUGAGUCUCCUGAGAGGCCUGUUGUUGGACCAGCGUUGCCCCCUGGCUUUCGAAAACCAGACCACGAUGAGGAAGAUGAAGACUACACAGGCCCUGCAUUGCCUCCUGGCUACAGUGAAGCAGCCUCUGGCAGUGAUGAAGAGGAAGUUAUUGGUCCUUUGCCUUCCAAAGAGCCAGUGGAAUACAAUGUUGCCAUGGAGUUUGAUCGCAGGGCCCAAAAGAUGAAAGAAAAGCUUACUUCUGGAGAUGAUGGAUCCAAGGACCUUGCACGGGAGACCUGGAUGACUGAACUCCCCCCAGUACUGCAGCACAUUGGCCUGGGAGCCAGGACUUUUAAAAAGCGUGCAGGCCCAGAGUCCAAAGACCGGUCACUGUGGACAGAGACACCGGCCGACAAGGAGAGGAAAAUAAGGGAACGGCUUGAAGGAAAAGAGACCUCUGAACCAGAUAAGGAGGAAGAUGUCCUCGUUUCAGAAAGAGACAGAAGACUUGCAGAGCAGGUGUCCACCCACAAUGAUUCAAAGCGAUCUGAGUCCCUUAUCAACAUGCACAGCAAGAAGCUGAAGAAGAAGGCCAAGGCCGAUGCAGAGAAGGCCAAGGAGAGGAGGGCCUUCGACCGAGACCAGGACCUGCAGGUGAACCGCUUUGACGAGGCCCAGAAGAAGGCUAUCCUGAAAAAGUCUCAGGAGCUCAACACACGCUUCUCGCACAGCAAAGGCAGCAUGUUCUUGUAGAAACAUGCCCUCCAUGGAGCUUCACCUCUGUCCUGUUUCAGAUGAGGGGUCUUUUCAUUCUUCUGUGGGCCAGUGGAGGAAAUGUAGUGGCAGCAGAUCAUUUCCUAGUAGCAGGAACUGGCAGUAAAAAAUGACUUUCUUAACUGGAACGUAUUUGGCAUGGCUCCUCACUGGCAACUACCCCCCAAGAAGUCCUCGUUGAAGGGGUUGAAAAUCAGCACCAGUCCUGAGGGAAGCCAUACCAUGCAACUAUUUGAGCAGCAUGAAUGCGUGACACUUUUUCUUUACCUUUUGAUUUCUUUUGUUGUAUUACAUUGCAUCAAAUCUGUAGACAUGCUUGUUUUUUGUCAGUGUUAGCAGUUUUGUUCAAAGUGUUGGUAGUUUUUAGUUGUUUUUUUUUUUUUUUUUAAAGGAUAAAAACACCUGUUAAACUAGAACUAAAAAAAAAAAAGUUAUAUUAUUCAAGACUGGAAGAAAAGCUUUGAAAUAUAUCUCAAUGUGCGUUAUUAGUCAAAUAGAUGUUUUUAUUGUUCCUUCCUGCAUUGGAAGUGUACAGUACAUUUUAAUUAAAAAAUAAAAAAUUCUAAAUGUUUGUGUAAUAUACAAAAUAAUCUGCCUUGCCAUGCUAAUUGGUAUAUUAAGUGGGUUUCCUGAUUACACUGGCUUUGGGUCACUUUUGGGGACUUAAUCACUCCCUCUUGCUAUAGACAUGCGGUAUACCCUUGUGUAUUAUUAUUUAUUUAUUUAUUUCUUAGCUGACGCCCUUAUCCAGGUGACUUACAAUUGUUACAAGAUAUCACAUUAUAUUUACAUACAAUUACAUUAUUUUUUCACAUACAAUUACCCAUUUACACAGGUAGGUUUUUACUGGAGCAAUAUAGGUAAAGUACCUUGCUCAAAGUUACAGCAGCAGUGUCCUCACUGGGGAUUGAACCCACAACGCUCCGGUCAAGAGUCCAGAGUCCUAACCACUACUCCACACUGCUGCCAUGUCACACCCUCUUGAUAUAGACAUGUGGUAUACCCUUGUGUAUUUCUAUGUGUCACUCCCUCUUGAUAUAGACAUGUGGUAUACCCUUGUGUAUUUCUAUGUGUCACUCCCUCUUGAUAUAGACAUGCGGUAUACCCUUGUGUAUUACUUUAUCACUCCCUCUUGAUAUAGACAUGCGGUAUACCCUUGUGUUUUGUGAAGAGCAUUUUCUUCAUGCUCUUCACUUCCUUUUACAUGCAGUGGAGGUCCUUCAGAUGACGAGGGCUCUUCUUUUAAUAUAUGUAUCAGCCUCUGAAUGGGCUGUAAGAACAAGAUACAGACCUUAAGAGCACCUUGGCAUGGCUAUGAACUUGUAGAGUUAUAUUUACUAAUGUUCGUAACUCAGUUUAAAACCAUGAUUCAAAAGAUGUUUCAAGACAUGCUUGUGUGGUCAGAAUCCUGUCUAACCUCCAAGUACAUGGUCCAUCAUGUGACAAUUAUUAACAACCCUUUCCCCCUGGGUAUAAGAAAUUGAAUUCCACAUAACCUUCAAUAACUUUGAAAUAUCUCUUUUUGCCAGGCAGCGAUUGUAAACAAUCUGUGUGCCAGCAUUCUUUACUGGGACUUGUUGAAUGUUCUACUGAUGCAUUUACUCAUUAAAUGUUUCUUCCUCUAAGUCAUAAUAUGAAAUAAUGUAGUACCAAGACAAUCAAUCUGAUUGCCAUUAGGUGUGCUAGUAUCUUCUGACAAUUCCACUGAUAAUGCACAAGCAUUACUUCUGAAUUCUAUCACCAUAUGCAACAACACAACAGAUUUGUUAUGAAAAGCUGAUUAAGAAGUGGUAAUAAAAGUCUUGGUUACUUGCUAUUGUUUGCCACUUUUUCUUCUCUGUUAACAUCAUAAUUGGUUAAAGAGCAACUUGGUAUGACUGUGCAGUACCAGAGUAUCUUCUCUUGUUUAUACUGUCAUCCUGCUGAUGUUUUAAAACUCAGUAGAGUCCCAGUGGAGCCUGCCAUCAAGUAUACCUCUGAUGCACCAGAGUGUAACCAUUAACAAAGUGAAUCUAAACAAGAAUACAUUCAUUGAGGUGUAUCUUAACUAUAUCACAGCCCUGACAAGUUACCCUCUAAGUAAACAUUGAGAAGAUUGGUGGGACAACUUUUAUAUAUUAUUGAAUUACGUUAUAGCUGAUUUUACUCUCCAAGUGGUACUUCCAUUAGUUAUAUUUGAAUAAAGCACAAACAAUCUUUUUAA